Doryrhamphus excisus (bluestripe pipefish) is the source of this 3770-nucleotide messenger RNA. It is a transcript of the gene abraxas2, whose product is annotated as abraxas 2, BRISC complex subunit. Gene Ontology annotation, biological process: mitotic spindle assembly; attachment of spindle microtubules to kinetochore; protein K63-linked deubiquitination. The record is from RefSeq and is a predicted model, not a curated record. NCBI's taxonomy places the organism in Eukaryota, Metazoa, Chordata, Actinopteri, Syngnathiformes, Syngnathidae. Gene Ontology annotation, cellular component: nucleus. Gene Ontology annotation, molecular function: microtubule binding; polyubiquitin modification-dependent protein binding.
AGUGUCAAAGUCGUUCUCCGAGCCGCUGUCCUCUUCUGAGUCCGAAGUGUGUGUGCUUCUCUCGUGGGCGUCCAUGUUGUUUUUAAUUGUAUGGCGCAUAAAACACUACUUUUCCCACAAGGCAUUGCGCCCCAGUGACGCCCGUUUCCAACCGCAGGGGGCAGUGGGAUUGAUAGGGAUGUUUCCAUCAUGGCGGCAUCCAUUUCAGGUUAUACUUUUAGUUCUGUGUGUUACCACAGCGCCAAUAGCAACUCCGAUCAUGAGGGCUUCCUUUUAGGAGAAGUAAGGCAAGAAGAGACUAUCAGCAUCAGUGACACACAGAUGAGCAAUGCAGAACUGCUCCAAGUAGUAGAAAUCCAUAAACAUGACCCUUGCGCACGGUUGUUUAGCUUUUAUGACUACGCAGGGAAAGUCAAUGAAGAAAAUCUCAACAGCGUUCUAAAAGAUAGGCGAAAAAAUGUGAUCGGUUGGUACCGCUUUCGGCGAAACACGCAGCAGCAGAUGUCGUUCAGGGAACAGAUCAUCCACAAACAGCUGACUCAGCUGCUGGGCGUGCCCGACCUCGUCUUCCUCCUUUUCAGCUUCAUCUCCACGGCCAACAGUUCCACGCACGCGCUGGAGUAUGUGCUCUUCCGACCGAACCGCAGUAGGUACAACCAGAGGAUCACCCUUACCAUCCCAAACCUGGGAAAUACAAGCCAGCAGGAGUAUAAGGUCUCCUCCGUGCCCAACACCUCGCUCAACUACGCCAAGGUCAUCAAAGAACACGGGGCUGAAUUCUUCGACAAAGACGGCGUGAUGAAGGACAUCCGAACAAUAUUUCAAGUCUACAGUGCGCUGCAGGAUAAAGUACAGGCCGUGUGUGGGGAGGUAGAACAAAGUGAACGUGCGAAGGAGAAAAUUCAAGAAGACGUGAACAAACUGAAACAGGAAAUUGCUCUCAGGAAACACAAGGUGGCGGAAGAAGAGAGGCGGCUCCGUGAAGCCCAGAAUCCAGACUCCCACUCCACUCCAGAGGAAAACACGGAACCUUCCGAAACGUCUCAUCUAUCGAGAAUAUCUUUCCAUACGCCCUCCGCACCGGAGCGGCCCAGCAUCUCAUCCGACCCGCCCUCAUACGCUGACCUCAUGUCCCAAAGCGAAUCUCUUCUCUCCUCCUCUUCCCCGCCUACCAGUGCUGCUCUACUGCCCCGGCCUCAGGCUGUGGGGUCUCCGGGACACCCCACCCCGGGCCCACUAGGGAUUAUCUCAAGCUUGGGCCUCGGCGCCACCUCAAAUCCCGUCAGCACUCCCAGCCCCCCGUACCUCGGCAACGGGGACGGAUCAAGCUCUGAUUCGUUAGACAGACAAGCAGCGGGUCAGGAGUUUGACGACGACGAUGACGACGAAGACGAGGACAGUAGCGAAUACGAGAACCUAGUGAGCGAAGCCGCCCGUCUGCCCGUGAGCCCCGCCACCCUUUUAGCACGAAGCCGGUCGUCCGCCCUGGGUCCUGACGGGGACACCCGCGGCUCACAGACCACAUAGAAACGUGCCGCCAGGUGUGGACAGGACACGCGCAACUGACGCACCUUCUCAAGCAAUCAAAGAUAGACAAAGAAGUGCCAGUCCUGAAAGUGAAAGGCAUGUGCAGCUGGUGUCCCGCUAUAUGUCCUGGUUCUGUCUCCAUUUUAAGGGGAACUCAUGUCUCACUGGAGGGGUGUGUGUCUUUUUUUUUGUGUUUCUUUUCGGAAAGGGGAUGCUGUCUCUGUACUUUUUUUUUUUUUGAACGCGUUUCGUCGGCUCCGAUAAUGCAGAUGCUACUUCCAACCGUUGCGUUCUAGUACACAAAGGCAGGUCCUGCUCCGCUUUGUUUCACAUUUUCAUCACUAAACUCCGAGCACCCACUCUUGCAGUACUUUUGCACUAUUUAUUGCCUUCUUUUUAGCGACCUCUCAAAGAAACACAAAGGGAGAGAAUCAAUCAGCCUUCCAAAUAACGUUGAAAGAAGUCCUACUUUUUAUUAUGGUUGAAAAAAUCAAGGAAAGACUUAAAUGUAACUAGACUUACUUUCACGUGCACAACUGUCACACUUAUUGGGAUUAUGUGCUUACCUGUAAUUAUUACAUUAGCAAUCCAGCAUGAAGUGGAGUCACAGAUUUGUCAUGUAAGUGACUGAUAGAUCUCAAACUAAAUUACGCCACUUAUGGGUGCUUCAUAUAUAUAUAUAUAUAAAUGUAUAUUUUUGUCUUUUGGUGUCAGUUAACUUCAUUAAAUCGGCACGAAUGUCUUACUCUUCUGGGAGAGGGGGUAAAAAAAAAAAACACUGAAAUUGUAUCGCGCUUUGCUGCACUUAAAAGUUAAAAUGUACGAUUUCCUUUUUUUUUUAAUCUAUGUGCUGUACCAAUGAGGUCAUGUCAUUACCACUUGUAUAGUCCCACUUUGACACCCACUCUGCUCAUCUUUUGUACAUUGUACACACACACACACACAGGGUUUCAAACACAAACACAAUGUACUGUAGCUUUACUAACCAGAUGCUCACGUUUUUCCCUUCUAUUGCUGCAACACGGAAAGCUAUACCACUAAACGACAAAACUGGCUGCUAUUUGCACUCCACACUGCUCCUUGUCUUGUUGCUAACUUAUAACCACCGGAAGCUCACUUCUCGUCCGAUAGUUAUCUGUUUAAAAGUAUAAAUGUACGGCUAAAAUAACCCCUGUAGUGUGUGAAUUCUAACAAUAUAGUUGAGAAUACAUGCCAUGUAUUUUUUUAAUCUGAUUGGAUUAAUAUUGCAUGCGUGAUCUUGGGCAAUAAGAUUUUGCUUCAGUGCAUUCCAAUUUACAGUAUUGGCAGUUACCGUCUGCACAACUGUUCUUUUGGAUGACACCUACACUUUGUCAUAUACAAUUUAACCGAGUGUCGCGACUCUGGCUUUGCUGUCUAUCUUGUUACAAACUGGAAUCCUCACUGCAAAAGUCAAAGGGAACCUGCUCGGUGACUUGUACACCUGACCUAGAUGUGAAAUGUUACCAAAGCUUAAGCAAUUUUGUCACGGAUGCCGUUCUUUAAUGGGCCGACCGGUACCUCUCGCAGGGCGUGUGUUCAAUACGGUCACCGGCAGGUUGUACCCUCUGACAUCCCAAACUGACACAUUCUGAAUCCAAGCUCGGCUUUUAGUUACGCAAUCUGUACGCACGCCAGUUUGCCUUAGAGCUGUCUCAUUUGCAUCACUGAUCAGGAACUGGCACUCUUUAAAAAAAAAAAAAAAUGUUACUUCAUAUUCAACCUGAGUAACAAACACAUCUCAUCACAUGAUGUAGGACAACAUGACAUUUACUGUAUGGCUUUCGCUGGAGAACUGGAGUUUAAACAAGGAACUAGAUUAAAUAAUGAAUGUACAGUCGACAAGGGAGGGAGUAGCAUUUAGUUGACUUUUACUGAUGGUGGUCCUUUGCUGUUACCCUUUUUGGGGCUUAUUUGGGUAGUUCAGCCUUGUGUAACCUCGACUUGACGAUCAAAAACCAGCAGGGCUGUGGUGCUGUGAUCCAAUGGUAGUUAUUUUUUUUUUUAAGUAUAAAUUAAACACUCAUGUACUCUUAUUGUAUAGAGUGAUACUUCCCUUUCUCUUCUUUACCCAAAUGGGACACUACGACACCUCCCUGAAGCACACACUUGAGGGACUCUUUAGGGUUUUUAAUUUGGAUUUGUGCACUUGGAAGAAGACAAAAAAUGUUUGAAUGAGCACAGAGGGGGGGUGGAAUAAAUGAGACAUGUAUAUGUGGUAUGUG